UGGGGCGUCUUUGACGUCACCGGCGCAUCACGUGACCGGCUUUAGUCGGGCUCCACCCUGCGCACAAGAAGCUGCCGCAACCUCCCGUCCUCUCCCAAUAUGGCGCCGCUCGCCUGCUGAGCUCUCCCAGUUCCUCCCCUUCCCCGCCGUUCACCGAGACAUGCUCACAGCCGGAUAGUGACAGCACCCAGCAGCGAAGCGUUCUCUCCUGAGCAGCGUGGGCCCGGUUCCCGGAGCCCUCCGAGACAGCCCUCCUCUCACCUAUAGCCGGAGAAGGAGGCCUCACCGCCGCCAUGGCUCAUUCCCCGGUAGCCGUGCAAGUGCCUGGGAUGCAGAACCACCGGGCUGACCCAGAAGAAUUAUUUACAAAACUAGAGCGUAUUGGAAAGGGAUCCUUUGGAGAAGUUUUUAAAGGCAUUGAUAACCGGACUCAACAUGUGGUUGCUAUAAAAAUCAUUGACUUGGAAGAAGCAGAGGAUGAAAUAGAAGAUAUACAGCAAGAAAUAACAGUUCUCAGCCAGUGUGACAGCCCCUAUGUGACAAAGUACUAUGGAUCUUAUUUGAAGGGCACAAAACUAUGGAUUAUUAUGGAGUACCUAGGAGGGGGCUCAGCGUUAGACUUGCUGCGAGUGGGACCCUUUGAUGAGUUCCAGAUUGCGACCAUGUUGAAAGAAAUUUUGAAAGGUCUUGAUUAUCUGCACUCGGAGAAUAAAAUUCACAGGGACAUCAAAGCGGCCAAUGUCCUGCUCUCGGAACAAGGCGACGUAAAACUUGCUGACUUUGGUGUGGCUGGACAGCUGACGGAUACGCAGAUUAAAAGAAAUACAUUUGUCGGGACUCCUUUUUGGAUGGCACCUGAAGUUAUACAGCAGUCUGCUUAUGACUCAAAGGCUGACAUUUGGUCCUUGGGGAUCACUGCGAUUGAAUUAGCUAAAGGUGAACCACCCAAUUCUGAUAUGCAUCCGAUGAGGGUCUUAUUUCUCAUCCCUAAAAAUAACCCACCCACGUUAACAGGAGACUUUAGCAAACCUUUCAAAGAGUUCAUUGAUGCCUGUUUAAACAAGGACCCAUCCUUCCGACCUACAGCCAAAGAACUUCUCAAGCACAAAUUUAUUGUGAAAAAUGCCAAGCGGACAUCUUACCUUACAGAGCUGAUUGAUAGGUAUAAACGAUGGAAGGCUGAGGGGCACAGCGACUCCGAAUCUGAUGACUCAGAUACGGAACCCAGUAAUAAGGAGAACAACUCGCAUCCUGAAUGGAAUUUCACCACUGUUCGGAAGAAACCAGAUGCAAAGAAAUUGCAGAAUGGCACAGAUCAAGACCUUGUUAAAACGCUGAGCUCUUUAUCGGCAAUAAUAGCCCCCGUGUUUGCUGAGCUUAAACAGCAAGACAGGAACAACACAGUGAGGAAAAAUGCAAUUGAAGAACUUGAAAAGAGUAUGAACCUGGCUGAAGCAACGUAUCCUGGAAUUACUGACAAGAUGGUAAAGAAGCUUAUGGAAAAGUUCCAAAAGUUUUCUGUCGGUGACUCCUAAGUAUCAUGUUAGGACCAUGACAUCGCUGUAAAAAUGAAAUGGGAGAGGGACAUCCACCAAAAGUACUUCACGCCUGGCCGUGCUUAGCAUUUUCAGCUCCUUGUGCCUUUUGGGUCUUCGCAAAACACAUCCAUGACCAUGAUUGACAGUUUUGGAAGGAAAACAAACUCCUUAUUUUUUUUUUUUCUCCCUUUUAUUUUCUCCUCUUUUUUUUUUUUUUUUUUUUUUUUGUUGUUAUAUACAUAUAUAUAUAUAUUUUUGUUUUGUGAUGGUGUAAAUGGUUUUUAUAUUUUCUGGAAAUUAUUUUGUAAAGACUGAAGACUUUUACUACUUUAAUCCUUUGUUAAAUCUUAUACAUGUUGAUAUGCUGUUUUUGCUGUUGGGUAACAGUUGCUAAGUUAGUAACCUGUGCAAGUGAUGACAGUAUGUUUGUGGUGGUUGUGUUGCACUGUACACUGAAAUCUACUGGUCCCUUUUCCUUUUCUUUUCUUUCUUUUUUUUUUAUUUUUUUUGUUUGACUUAACAUUUGCCAUGUCCUUGGUAAUGUAUAGGAAUGUGCAGUAGCUACAUUAUGUGACAUGGAGGAUUUCUGCUCCAUGGAGGCACAAUGGACCUUCUACACAGCAAGCAUUAGCUUAUAACACUGCAGUUUCUCCUGUAGAUGAGCACUAGUCCAUGCCGUGAAAGACAAAUGGGCCGUGAAGCCCCAUAGAGAUCCGUGUCAUGGUCAUUCCUGCCUAUGAUAGAACAAGUAGCACUUAAGGUGUACUUGUCUCCUGAAAAUAGUGGAAGCCGCCCGUGUAAGAAUGCAGCCUGAUCUAUUACUAGAGACCAGUACUCAUGAGCUCAGCUUGUGUGGAAGUACAUCAGUGCUAUCACUGGUCCAUAGCUAGUUGAUUUAUUUUUCUUUUCCUUAUUUAGGAUCUAUUCACACGUACAGUAUUCUGGGCAGAUUUGAUGCGCAGUAUUUUAUGAUGCAGAUUUCAAUGUGAACUGAACACAGCUUGAAAUCUGCGCAGUAUACUGUACGUGUGAAUAGACCCUUAAAGGAGUAGUCCAGUAGUGAACAAGUGGUGAACAACUUAUCCCCUAUCCUAAGGAUAGGGGAUAAGUUGCAGAUCGCGGGGGGUCCGACCGCUGGGGCCCCCUGCGAUCUCCU
Molecule: messenger RNA, 2694 nt
Organism: Hyla sarda
Lineage: Eukaryota; Metazoa; Chordata; Amphibia; Anura; Hylidae
Gene: STK26
Product: serine/threonine kinase 26
Exons: 11
Coding region: 294-1535 (413 amino acids)
Biological process (GO): protein phosphorylation
Molecular function (GO): protein kinase activity; ATP binding
Source: RefSeq, a predicted model, not a curated record